GUUAGAGUGCGAUUUUGAAUAUUUUAAGUUUGACCAUUGAUUUUCUUCUUUGUAUCAACUGAACAUUUAAAAACUAUGGUACUAGAAAAUACCAAACGUGCUUCUUCUGGACUGGAUGAUAGCUGUAGUGAGCCAAGUUCGGAGAGUGAGACUGAAUUAGAAGACGAUAUACCCGAGAGAAGACAAGAUGCAAAUGUUGACCUACCAUCUGAAUAUUGGCAAAUUGGUAAAAUGGUCAAAUAUUUGAAGGGAGGGAAUCAAACAUCGACUAUUAUAUCACUUUGUGCGCUAAGAGAUAUGCCAUUGAAAACUGAAAUUUGUCAACUGGCCGUUCGUGAUGUCGGUGGGAUUGAAGUUCUUAUCAAUUUACUUGAAACUGAUGAAGUUCGUUGUAAGCUUGGUUCAUUGAAAAUUUUAAAAGAAAUUACUAAAAAUCCACAAAUUCGCAAAGCUGUCGCUGAUAUUGGCGGUUUACAACCACUGGUAAAUUUACUGCGUAGUCCAAAUCGUGAUUUGAAAUGCUUGAGCGCAGAAGUUAUAGCCAAUGUGGCUAAUUUUCAUCGUGCAAGACGUACAGUUCGACAGUAUGGUGGAAUAAAACGCUUGGUUGCCCUGCUCGACUGUCCUAGUUUAAACAGUGUGCCGAUGACAAGUGAAGUUGAACGUGAUAUCGAAGUAGCACGAUGCGGUGCAUUAGCUUUAUGGUCGUGCAGUAAAUCAAGAAAAAAUAAACUUGCUAUGAAACGUGCCGGCGUUAUAUCACUGCUUGUUCGUCUACUUAAAUCUCCACAUGAAAACAUGCUUAUUCCAGUGGUUGGAACUCUACAAGAAUGUGCUUCUGAAGAAAGUUAUCGUAUUGCAAUACGUACUGAAGGUAUGAUCGGUGAUUUAGUGAAAAAUUUAAAACGGGAUAAUGCUGAACUUCAAAUGCAUUGUGCUUCAACUAUAUUUAAAUGUGCAGAAGAACCUGAGACACGUGAUUUAGUUCGUACACACGGUGGUCUAGAGCCAUUGAUAGCACUACUAAAUAAAGAAGAUAACAAAGAGUUAUUGGCGUCUGCUACUGGAGCUAUUUGGAAAUGUGCAAUUUCCAAAGAGAAUGUGAAACAAUUUCAAAAACUUGGAACAAUUGAAAAGUUGGUUGCAUUGUUGAAUGAACAACCGGAAGAGGUUUUAGUAAAUGUGGUUGGUGCACUUGGUGAAAUGGCUAAAGAUGCAGCCAAUCGAAGUGCUAUACGUAAAGCUGGUGGGAUUGCACCUUUGGUAGCCCUGCUAACAAGAACAAAUCAAGAAUUGUUAACUAAUACAACUAAGGCUGUUGGAAAAUGUGCUGAAGAACUUGAAAGUAUGAGUAUUAUCGAAAGUUUAGACGGUGUACGCCUGUUAUGGUCCUUGUUGAAGAAUCCAAAUCCUAAAGUUCAAUCCUAUGCAGCUUGGGCGUUAUGUCCGUGUAUUCAAAAUGCAAAGGAUGCUGGAGAAUUAGUACGUUCAUUUGUUGGUGGACUUGAAUUGAUUGUCAGUUUAUUAAGAUCUAAAGACCCAGAAGUUUUAGCUGCUGUUUGUGCUGCUGUCUCAAAAAUUGCCGAGGAUGAAGAAAAUUUAGCUGUAAUUACUGAUCAUGGUGUAGUUCCACUGUUGUCACGUUUAACACAUACGAAAGAUGAUUGUCUUAGGUGUCCAUUAACUGAUGCGAUAGCAAAAUGUUGUACAUGGGGAACAAAUCGUGUUGAUUUUGGUAAUUGUGGUGCAGUCACGCCUAUUGUUCAAUUUCUUAAAUCAUCUGAUCCAAAUGUUCACAGAUCAACGGCUAAAGCAUUGUUUCAACUAAGUCGUGAUCCAAAUAAUUGUGUUGCAAUGCAUCAAGCAGGUGUAGUGAAGUAUUUAUUACAAAUGGUCGGUUCACCAGAUCCAGAACUUCAAGCAGCCAGUGCUGGUUGUAUAAGUAAUAUUAGACGAUUAGCAUUAGCCAAUGAAAAAGCCUAUCUAACUAAACUACAAGAGAAUAAUAAAAAUGAAACUAGUAAAAAACAAGCUACACGAAAACUGAAUAAAAAUAAAGAAUCUGUUAGUCCAGCCCAUCAGCAACAAGAAGAUGAACAAAAUCAACAGAAGCAAAAGAAGAAACAAAAACAACCAAUUGAAAGUGAUCAUAGUGACAAGCAUUUGGUGAAUAGUAAAGAUCAAACUAAUGCAGAUGACACAGCGGUUGGGACAACACUUGCUGAUACAACACAGGCAACAACUGGAGAAUCACAAACAUCUGUUGAACCAACAUCGACUGAUGAAGUCCGCCCAGAUAAAACUAGAGUAUCUCCGAGAUAGGCACAUCUAAAUAUCUAAUGCAUCCACAGAUAUCUUUAUCUUUAAUCCGAAUUCUACUUUCAUGCUAUCAUGCAAUUAAAAUGAAUAUGCAAAAACCAAGUAGGAAGUAAAACCAAAAACAUGAAAAGACUAAAACGACUCUAUGUUUAAUUUUAACAUAAAUAUGUAUGUAGAUAUUAUUUCUUCAUACCUAAGUGAAAAAGAAG
This is a messenger RNA of Trichobilharzia szidati, 2528 nucleotides long. The record is from the annotation of a GenBank genome assembly. NCBI's taxonomy places the organism in Eukaryota, Metazoa, Platyhelminthes, Trematoda, Strigeidida, Schistosomatidae.